Nasonia vitripennis (jewel wasp) is the source of this 2151-nucleotide messenger RNA. RefSeq names its product glucose dehydrogenase [FAD, quinone]-like. Gene Ontology annotation, molecular function: oxidoreductase activity, acting on CH-OH group of donors; flavin adenine dinucleotide binding. Bases 64 to 1077 code for a protein of 337 amino acids. NCBI's taxonomy places the organism in Eukaryota, Metazoa, Arthropoda, Insecta, Hymenoptera, Pteromalidae. The transcript is spliced from 3 exons. The record is from RefSeq and is a predicted model, not a curated record.
UCCUUCCACCUGACACGUAAGGCAAUUCUGAUUUCGUACAUUAGUGAAAAGUAUUCGGGAAAAAUGACAUGGUCGCCUGUCAAUUACACAAACGCCUGUUUAAAAAAUCCCACAGCCAAUUCUUGCCGACCAAGCGUCUUGGCUCUGCUGGCCUUCAUCACUCAGUACUUGGGUCAAUCGUACGAUACUCUUUACACGAAAGUGAUUAAUACAAAUGACGUGCAAAGCGAGCACGAUUUCAUCAUUGUCGGUGCUGCAGGUAGUGCUGGAUGCGUUUUGGAGAACCGAUUGAGCGAAAUAAGCGAUUGGAAGAUUUUAUUGCUAGAAGCAGGAGAAGACGAGCCGAUCGUCGUCGAUGUUCCCGGAAUGUCGUCUCUUUUAGCUCAGAGUAGUAUCGAUUACGCUUACCGGUCCGAACCCGAGCCGGCAGGAAUCGGCGACGACGAAAAGAGAAUUUUGGCUUAUCCACGCGGACAAGUUAUGGGCGGAUCUAGUGUCAUGAAUGCGAUGUGGUACACGCGAGGAAAUAAACAAGAUUACGACGAUUGGGCAGCUGCGGGAAACGAAGGUUGGAGCUGGGAUGAGGUUUUGCCUUAUUUCAAGAAAUCGGAAGAUGCGAGAGAUCCUGAAAUCAUCGCUAAAUAUCCUGAAUCGCACGCAACCUGCGGAUACCAGACGGUGGGACGCUUUCCCCAUCAAAAUCACCUUACGCCUGCAAUUUUGGAAGCCUGGAAAGAACUUGGUCUGGAGGAGAUCGAUUACAAAAUCGGUGGUAACCAACUGGGCGUAUCGAGAACGCAGUUCACUGCUGUUCACGGAGUUGGUCAAAGCACUAACGGAGCGUUCAUCAGACCCAUGAGGAGCCGAAGAUCAAAUCUUACGAUAAAAACCAAUGCUCGCGCUACGAAGAUCGUUAUUGACAAAGGUACCAAACGAGCUACUGGAGUGGAAUACGUUAUUACCGAUCAUCAGCGCAACUUUGUCAAAAAAGCCGUCGCUGCGAAAGAAGUGAAUUAUUUCCGCAGGUGUGAUAGAUUCGCCGAAGCCUCUGAUGCUCUCCGGGAUAGGUCCAACUGAUGACUUUCAAAAGGCGAACAUCGAAGUAUUGGAAGACCUACCGGUUGGUCACAAUUUUCACGAUCACUUUCUGGUCAGACCUGUGGUACUCGACUCUGACCUCCUGAAAGAGUCUUACCCGAAGCACCGAAGACAUGCAAAACGAUCUCGUGUACUGGAUGAAUACUCACGAAGGUCCACUUUCCAAUAGAUCGGUCUUCGCACGAGACACGACCGGGUGUCGUUGACAUCGAGUAUUACGUAGGCGCUGGUACCAGCGAUAAGUCCAAUCAAUCCACGAGUUUCUCCUUCAUCCCUACGUCCUGCUACGAUCAAGUGCGAGUUUCAGCGUUGAUGCUGACGCCGAAGAGUCGAGACUACGUGAAGCUGAACGAAACCGAUCCCGUUGGAAGUCAACCGAUCGUUCGGUUGAACUUCUUGUCUGAUCCUCGAGAUGGGGAAAUCAUGAUCGAGGGAUUGAGAUUCGCCAGAAAGCUCGCAGAUACGAAAGCUCUUAAAAGAGAGGGAUUGAAGAAUUUGAAAAAAACCGAUAAGUGCUUGCGAGAAUUUCGAGUACGAAAGCGAUGAUUAUUUGGAAUGCUUGAUAAAGAAGACGCUUUCCGUGGCGUAUCACGGAGUUGGUACCUGCAAAAUCCGAAGUUGAGGGUUAUAGGCGUGAGUGGACUGCGGGUGAUCGAGGCAUCUGUGAUGCCCAGCGUUACGAGGGGAAACACCAACGCAGCUGUGAUAAUGAUCGCCGAGAAGGGUAGCGAUUUGAUUAAUCAAGAAUGGAAUUGAAUAACAAAACGAAAUACUAUAAUGUGUCUGAAAGCAAUUUAUUCUUAUAGUAAUUAUGCCAUCUUACAAUUUUUCAUUACCUCGUACAUAUUCCUCAAGCAAACAGCAAACUCAUCGCCUAUUCACACAUUCCUGUUGAACAACGCGUCAAUGGUAGGAAACUCGUACCCCAUUGGCUUUUUAACAUUCCGCCAACGGUGGUGGAGUUACCAGACUUUGACACGUUAACGAGCACCAGACUGCCUGUAUAUUCCUCUCCAACCAGUUCUAAAAUAAAAAAAAAAUACGUGUAUCUUA